Molecule: messenger RNA, 1108 nt
Organism: Asterias rubens (European starfish)
Lineage: Eukaryota; Metazoa; Echinodermata; Asteroidea; Forcipulatida; Asteriidae
Product: mechanosensory protein 2-like
Exons: 7
Coding region: 151-990 (279 amino acids)
Cellular component (GO): plasma membrane
Source: RefSeq, a predicted model, not a curated record
AGAAAGUGUUAAAUGGCUGCCGUCCAAGACAGAUGAGAUCACAAAAUAUCUGUCUAAAUUCUCAAUAUUUCUUCAAAGAAGUUGCGCGUUUAAGCUAUUAUGUAGCAAGAAUUAAUCUCUAGUGAGUUUUGUUGAGGCAACAUUAUCACAAUGAAUGAGCGUGAGCGACCUCUCCGUCUGUCUGGGGAGCCAACCGAACAAAAGGGUGAUGACCCGAAUAUGGGUGUAUGUUACUACAUCCUAUUUGGUUUUUCCUUCUUCGUGUGUUGUAUUACUUUCCCAAUAUCACUCUGCUUUGUCUUUAGGACAGUACAAGAAUACGAGAGAGCGGUGAUCUUCCGAGCAGGACGUCUUCUCCCUGGUGGUGCCAAAGGACCAGGGUUGUUCUUUAUCCUGCCAUGUAUUGAUGAAUUCAGAGUGAUUGAUUUGAGGACACUGUCCUUUGAUGUUCCACCACAGGAGAUCCUAUCCAAGGACAGUGUGACAGUCACUGUAGACGCUGUGGUGUACUUCCGCGUUCAGAACCCCACUAUGUCCGUCGUUAACGUGGAGAACUUUAAGCGCUCGACAGAGCUCUUGGCAGCAACAACUCUGCGGAAUGUCUUGGGUACGAAGACCUUAGCGGAGGUACUGAGCUCUCGUGAGUCCAUCAGUAGUCAUAUGCAAUCGGUGUUAGAUGAAGCUACGGAUCCAUGGGGUGUAAAAGUGGAGAGAGUUGAAAUUAAGGAUGUAAGGUUGCCCCUUCAACUGCAGAGAGCCAUGGCAGCAGAAGCUGAAGCAUCAAGAGAAGCACGUGCUAAGGUGAUAGCCGCACAGGGUGAGCAGAAUGCAUCUCGAGCUCUCAAGGAGGCUGCCGACAUCAUCGCCGAGGCACCUAAUGCCCUCCAACUCAGAUACCUUCAGACUUUACAGACCAUCUCUGCUGAGAAGAACUCCACCAUCAUCUUCCCUCUGCCUAUCGACCUCUUGUCAUCAUGGAUUGAGAAGUGAGGUUUGAGGGUAAGAUUUUGGGUUGUGGGAUAGGAUCGUAGGGUAUUUUGAGGUUUUGGGUAGGAGGGUAUUUUGAGGUUUUGGAUGAGGGUAGCUUGAGAGGGUUAAGAUUAAGAUU